Messenger RNA from Nerophis ophidion (straightnose pipefish), 9557 nucleotides. RefSeq names its product immunoglobulin superfamily, member 10 (gene igsf10). The record is from RefSeq and is a predicted model, not a curated record. Gene Ontology annotation, cellular component: extracellular region. Lineage: Eukaryota; Metazoa; Chordata; Actinopteri; Syngnathiformes; Syngnathidae. The coding region runs from base 285 to 7430 and encodes 2381 amino acids. Gene Ontology annotation, molecular function: protein binding. The transcript has 10 exons.
GCUACCCGGGGACCACAUUUGUGCAGGUUGCAGCGUAAGAAGGGGGGAGGCGGAGGAGACCAAAAGGAGCUCUCUACUUCAGGCGGACCCUCAGACAUGCAAUCCGCACUCUGCGGACUCAUCUGGGGAUUCUAUCUGGAGGCUUACUAGGACCCAGUUUGGACCAUUUUCUUCCCCGGGAUUUUUUUGUUUGAACUGUGGUUUGAAGCCGUGGUUUCUUGUGAGGGGAUGGUGCAUUUUUAAUUUUUAUUGACCAAGAGGGCCAAACAAGUUUUACAUCCACGAUGAGCACCUGCAGAGUUUCGUACCUGCGGAGGUGUGCGCUCCCCUGGGCGACCCUGUUGUUGUUGUCGAUCCCGUUGGCCGCCGCCCUGCCGGCGAGGGGUGACUGCCCCCCGUCCUGUGUGUGCUCCGCGCCCAGCGAAGUGCACUGCACCUUCCGAUACCUGAACGCGGUACCUGCCCACAUCAAGCCAGCCGUGGAAAGAAUUAAUCUUGGAUACAACAGUAUAGCCGUCUUACGAGAGACAUCUUUUUCAGGACUGGAUAGAUUAGAAAUACUGAUGCUGCAUAGCAACCUUAUCCACAGUAUUGAAGACAGAACAUUCCAGGACCUCAGAUCGCUACAGGCCCUGAAGGUGUCCUAUAAUAAAGUAAAGGAACUCAACAAACAGACAUUCGAAGGCCUUGAAAGUCUGCAGAGACUCCACAUGGACCACAACCACAUUGAGUUCAUUAGCCCCGAGGCGUUCUACGGCCUCACCCGUCUGCAGUUGGUCAAUCUGGAAGGCAACCGUCUGCAGCAGCUCCACCCGGACACGUUCAUCACCCUGAGACACAGUCAGGUUUUCAAGGUGUCCUCGGUUAAGACCAUCUACCUGUCUGACAACCUUCUCACCAGCUUGCCUGAAGAGAUUUUCUCAGGCUGCGGCCACCUGGAGAACCUCUUCCUCCACGGCAACGGCUGGAUGUGUGAUUGUCGAAUGACCUGGUUUGCACCGUGGACGCGGAAGCACACAGGCGUGCUAAAAUGCAAGCGGGAUAGAAGGUAUCCUCGGGGCCAGCUGUGUCCUGUGUGUGACGAUCCUCCCCGAUUCCACAAGAGACAACUCUCUCUUCUACCUGCCGAGGCCUUUACUUGUACCAAACCCUGGAUCCACUCCCAUCUAAAGCAGAAAAACAUCAGUUUCGACGGAGGGCAUUUUACACCAGUUUCUCCAAGGGACUUUCUAGCCCCACUCGGGUCCUUAGAAAUGAACCUGACGGAUCAGUUCCACACUGAUGCCAGCCUAUCAUGCACUGUCCAAAGGCCAUCCAGUUUUGACAACAUUUCCCUUACCUUGGAGGAGGAGGAUAGUAAUAGCACUAUGCUUACAACAAGCAUCGGGACAUAUUUAGUCUGUAACAUUGACGAUGAACACAUUCAACAUCUGUGGCAAGUCCUGGCGGCCUACAGCGAGACUCCCAUGAGACUGGAGAGAGGAGUGAUGUCGGCCAAGCGUCCUGAAAUGGUGUACAGAUACAGCCAGAAGAUGGUCGAGGAUGAGCCGCACUCAAAGAUUGACGCUGAAAUCAAAGCCCUGCCGGCGUGGUUGAUGCAAGGGGAGAUUAACCUGCAGCUUGACCGUGCUUCCACCACAUUUUCUACCCUGCACAUCCAGUACCGGUCUGUGGUCAACCUACGGAUAGAAAACACAAUCCCUAAGAAGGACAGCUACUCAUGGACGAUGAUCAAGAAAGACAACCAGACCAAGACUGACCACAUCGUAAUCACAGGUGGUGUGGUACAGCUUAACUGUGAAGUCCGGGGAGAGCCCAAGCCUUUGAUAGAGUGGAUUUUACCAGAUGGAAUUAAGGUUCGAGCCCCAUACGUGAGUGAGGACAGUCGGAUUCUAAUCACAGCUGAAGCGAAGCUCACUCUUCGGGGUGCAGAUAUCUCAGACACGGGCCUCUAUCGCUGCAUUGCCACAAACUACUUGGAUGCAGACAUUCUCGUUUUUAGAGUGACAGUUGUCUCCCCGGAUGUAGAGGAGGCCGAUGUCAAUGGUGUCCAGAUAUCGCAGAAACUGGGGGAGGAUCUUGUUUUUGAUUGUAACACUACAGGAAGUCCUAAGGCUUCUAUACAAUGGAUAUUCCCUGACCACUCAGUACUGGAUAAGUCGCAUGGGACCAGAAAGAUAUAUGAGAACGGCACCCUGCUGAUUGAGGGACUCACUCCAAAGGACCAAGGAUUUUAUAGGUGUUUGGUUUCUAAUCAUUUGGGAGUUGACAUUUUGGUUUUGCAAGUGACAACAAAGGGAAGCUCCAAUGGGGUGACAGGAUUUGACGAGGACGGGUCUGGAAUUGAGACGGAAAGUCAGAUGGAUACAACUUUAACUGAGAGCCGUAUCAUGCUCACGGACAGAGCUACUGAGGAAUCAGUAGGAAUAACUUUAAAUCGACCACAUUCCGGAAAGAAAAUUCGAGGAAAAGGAGGUUCAGGAGGUCGAAUGGGACACAGGAGGAUUCCAGUUAGCAACAGACGCACAUUUGGCAGUCGUCGGGUGUUUGAUAAAGCAACAAGAACAGUGGACCCGGCAGAAUUUGCGCAUUUCAUGAAAACUGCUCAAGAUGAAGAACGGGAUAAGACAAGAACAGGGAGAAAGUUGACAAAAGAGUCAAAAACUGAUUUUUUAGAUGACGACGACGUUGGCUCUGGCGAUGUACACAAUGACAACCUCAUCUUGCUUACUACGGUUUUGCCAAAUUCAAAUAACCGGCAAGUAUUUGGAACGGGAAACGGACAGCCUGACAUGACCACGAAAAAUGACAAAAAGGACAAACUAGCAACAGAUUCUGUGACGAUCCAAAGGUCUGGAUUUACACACAGUCCAGAUGAAAGUAGAAAAAUCACUUCCCCACAUUACCCGGUUUCACUCAACACAGACAUAUUCAACCGCGAUGAAACUAUUGAGAAUUAUUCUUUUGAAAUACCUUCCAAGCCUCAAACUCACAUCGAUUAUUCACAAGAAACCCAGCUGCAGUUCUCCGGAGAAUACUCUGCAGAUCCGGAGACAUCCAGUGAGACACCAUCGUCAUUUACCAUUGAUCCCAAUGUGACUCCCAUGAGAGACGCCGGAGCCCCCUUGGAGUAUUUUGUCCAUUCAGAUCCAGAAAGCCAGUCCACCAUCACGGCCAUCACCGCCACAGAGAGACGGGAAAACCAGAUCACCUUCCACACGACGCAGACGAUAAGAUCCCCACCUUCGGGGUCCACUAUCAUCUCCCAGCAGCACAUUCAUAUUAUCCCAAAGAGGAAACAUAAAGGAGGAGGCCGUAGGAGAAUAUUCCACGGUCACAGAAGAAUCCUUAAACCCAACAGAAUAAGUGAUAUACAGUCCAUUAUCAACAAACUCAUCCAGUCAUCGGGGCAGAACACGACAGGACCGUACAUACCUGAUCUUUCCACAGAUGAAGAACUUUCCAUUUCCACAACUCCAUUUGGGGGACAAGAGAAAGGAGGAACAACAAAAACACCACAAAGACAAAAGAAGCCUUCAAUCACUACUGAAACAGUCACAAUUCAUCAGACUCCCACAGUAACCCUAAAAACAUCCCCUGCUACCCAGCCCCCCACAACUAAACUGGACCUACCCCCUUCCAAAAAACCAGAGACAACAAUGAGCAUAUUUGAAGAAGACAACCAUGAAGAGUCAUUUUCUGCCGACUUCGAGGUGCCAAAUCUGAAGCCCGGUGUCCAGCAUCCAAUUACGAUUAGCCCUACUUAUUACCUCACCACUGUCGAAACACCACAAGAACCAUCAACUCUUGCCUCACCGCCGACAGUCAUUUUACCCUCAGGGAGAAAGUCUGACAGGGAAUUUGUGUAUGGGUCCGGUGGACUCCCGGAUGAUUUUUCUACAACAAGACACGGAUCAAAUGCAAAGAGAGGCCGCCAAGGAAAAAGAAAGAGGCCCCAUAAGGGCAGUAAAAACUUAAAGAAACCUAAAACAAAUACAUUUUAUCCUACGAAAGCAACUGAGUUCCACAAGAAAACAACAACUGGGAUAACCAUGGGAAGUACAAUCCAGGCAUCUAUAGUACCCCAAAAGAGUGUCUCAAAACCCACGUAUACACUCUCAAAGCCGAUUGACAGAACCUCAGGGUCAUCAGAGCAGGACACGUACACUUCCCAGGAAGUAGACUGGGACAUUUCUUAUACUCCAACCAAAACGCCACUUAUGUCGUUUACAUCAAGAGGAUCUUACUCUUACUCAACAGUUCAAGAUAGAGUACAUAGUACUUAUACACCCUCGACACACAGGAAGCAUAGUCACACAACAGCUACAGGGAAAGCCAGGCCGACAUUGCAAAGUCUUACCAAAGAAAGUGCAGGUAAAGACAUUUUCUUUGCUACGAUGACCAUGCAAAACUACACCUACACAUACAAAAGAAACCACGGGCAUCAUUCCCAUGUCACUACGAGACCCGCUGUUGCUGGCUUAGAACCAACUACCAGGGUCACGUCAAGCAAACCCAGAAUAGUUGGUGGUAACGCAGCCAGUUUUACAGUUUUGUCCAGCUCAGAUGCUUUCCUGCCGUGCGAGGCUGUCGGAGACCCCCUGCCAGAGAUAUCCUGGAAACGCUUCUCCUCAAGCACAGGAAACACAGUCACCAUCAAGGGGAGAAUAGGCAAGUUUGAGGUGUUGCACAAUGGCACCUUGGCGAUACAGAAUGCCAACAUCAAGGACCGUGGCCAGUAUCUCUGUAUCGCUGAAAAUAAUCACGGGUCGGAUAAACUUAUAGUCACCCUCGCCGUGGUAGCUUACCCAUCACGUAUCCUGGAACCCAAAAUGCGUGAGAUAAAGUCUCAUUCAGGUAACACUGUGCAGAUGAAGUGCAAUGCAGAGGGUCGACCCACACCCACGAUAUCCUGGAUUCUGGCAAACCGGACCCAAGUAAGGGGACAAAACACCACAAAUGGAAGGGUGAUGGUGACUGCAGGUGGGACUCUUGUCCUUACACAGGUGUCGGUUUUUGACAGAGGUCAGUACAAGUGCAUCGCUAGUAACUCAGCAGGUGCUGAUACUGCUACAAUUCGCCUGCAUGUGGUAGCUGCUCCGCCGGAUAUCUUGGAGGAAAAACGUCAGCCGGUGAAAGCUCUUUUAAACCAAAACCUAUGGCUGCACUGCACAGGACAAGGCAACCCUCAGCCAAGGAUUCACUGGGUGCUGCAAGACGGUGUGGUAGUCAGUUCAAACAGAUUUGCCCGGGACAGUAGAAUAUUUGUCCAUGAGAACGGAACCCUCCACAUAAAGGAUGUAAAUCCAAAUGAUAAAGGCAAAUAUGAAUGUAUUGCAACGAGCUCUACGGGCUCAGAGCGAAGGGUGGUGACUCUAACAGUCGAGAAAACAAAAUCUGCACCUAAAAUAGUAGCAACAUCACAGCAAGUCACUGAGUUGUAUUUUGGGGACCAGCUGAAACUAAACUGCUCAGCAAAGGGAGACCCUAAACCCAGAAUAAUAUGGAGGUUACCAUCCGAAGCAGUGGUGGACCAGUGGCAAGGGAUGGGUAGCAGAAUCCAGGUUCUGGAAAAUGGUACCCUAAUCAUCAACUCAGUUAUGGAUAAAGACGAAGGAGACUAUCACUGUGUCGCUAAAAGCGCAACUGGUGAUGACCAACAACUCAUGAGAGUCAAGGUGUCCAUGAAACCAGCUAAAAUAGAGCAUAAGGUCUAUGGCAAGAAAAAGGUCGUCUAUGGUAAUGACCUAAAGGUAGACUGUAAAGCCUCUGGGGCUCCAAAGCCAGAGAUCUCGUGGGGUCUCCCAGAUGGUACCCUUGUUAACAGUGCUCUGCAGGCAGAUUCCUUUAGUGGAGGAAGCAGAAUGCGACGCUACACUUUGUUUGACAAUGGGACGCUCUACUUAAAUGAAGUCGGCAUGUCAGAGGAAGGAGACUACACCUGUAUUGCUGAGAACCAAGUAGGAAAAGAUGAGAUGCACGUACAUAUCACCGUGACUACUGCCGCGCCAAAGCUACUCCAAAACAGUGAAACUCAUGCCAGAGUAAAGCCUGAAGGUAACAUCCGGUUUGACUGUGAAGCGGUGGGUGAACCCAAACCAAAGAUUCUGUGGAUGUUGCCCGACAAUGAUGUAAUUGCGGCAUCUAACGAACGCUACUUAUUGCAUGUCAACGGCUCUCUCGAUAUAAGAAAUGUAAAGCUGAUGGAUGCCGGAGAAUAUGUGUGCAUGGCUCGCAACCCUGCUGGUGAAAACAGAAAAGUCUACAAGCUAGAAAUCGAUGGUAACCCACCAGUCAUCAACGGCUACCAUCAGAAUAGGACAGUAAGACAAGAUUUCUCCACCAAAUAUUCCAGGAAACUUAUGGACUGUAAAGCUGAAGGCCGCCCCACUCCGACAAUCACCUGGAUAAUGCCUGAUAACAUAUUUUUAAGAGCACCAUACUUCGGGGGACGAAUCAACGUUCAUCAUAACGGGACAUUGGAAAUUCGUAAUGUGCGUCCUACGGAUACUGGAGAGUUCAUUUGCAUGGCCCGGAACGAUGGGGGUGAGGCGGUUUUGGUGGUACAGCUUAAGGUUACUAAUAUGCUCCGACGGCCCAUUUUUAAGAACCCUUUCAAUGAGCGGGUAGUCUCUCCAUUGGGUAAAACCAAUGUUCUGAACUGCUCUGCUGAUGGAUACCCAAAACCUGAUAUCACCUGGAUCCUGCCUAAUGGGACACGGCGUAACUCCCACGAUGGGACUUUGGUCAUUUAUAAUGCCCGCGUUGAGGAUUCUGGAAAAUACCGCUGUGGUGCCAAGAACAUGAUGGGCUACAUAGAAAAGUUAAUCAUUUUGGAUGUUGGGCAGAAGCCUUUCAUUCUGACAAGACCGAGGGGCAUCAUCCGCGGUAUGUUUGGGGAUCCUCUUUACCUUCACUGUCUGUCUGAUGGGAAUCCGAAACCUCGAGUCUACUGGACCCUCCCCGGGGGCCACACUCUCACCCGGCCUCAAGUCCUGGGCCGUUACAAGUUGCAGGAAAACGGUACCCUAGUUGUCCAAGACGCCACUCUCCACGAUAGAGGAAACUAUGUCUGCAGAGCUCGGAAUGAUGCGGGGGAGACUUUGCUUACGGUCCCUGUUGUUAUCAUCGCCUACCCACCACGCAUCACCACGAUGCCACCGCCUAGCUUGAGUGUAAUGACGGGGACACCUAUCAAGCUGAACUGUGCAGCUGCUGGUAUACCGAAACCAGAGAUCACCUGGGAGUUGCCUGACUAUUCCAUUCUGUCAACAGCACAACAAGGGAGACAAACGGGAAGUGAACUGCUUCACCCUCAAGGUACGCUUAUUAUUCAAAGACUCACAGCCUUGGACUCUGGCACUUAUAAGUGUCUGGCCAAGAACCAUCUGGGUACAGACCUAAAGGCUGUAUAUGUGCAUGUGUUGUAGGAGAAUAAAUCAGGGCUGGAAGACUGAUUUUAGCAGAAACCUGGGUGUUCGGGGUUUAGUACCUUGUUGUAUGUGAUUUAAAGGCCUACUGAAAGCCACUACUAGCGACCACGCAGUCUGAUAGUUUAUAUAUCAAUGAUGAAAUAUUAACAUUGCAACACAUGCCAAUACGGCCGCUUUAGUUUACUAAAGUGCAAUUUUAAAUGUUGGGCGAAUUAUCCUGCUGAAAACGAUGACGCGUGCGCGUGACGUCACGGAUUGUAGCGGACAUUUUGGUCAAACACCGAUCCCAGCUUUAAUCGCACAAUUCCACAGUAUUCUGGACAUCUGUGUUGCUGAAUAUUUUGCAAUUUGUUCAAUUAAUAAUGGAGACGUCAAAGAAGAAAGACGUAGUUGGGAAGCGGUGUAUAGCGGCCGCCUUUAGCAACACAAACACAGCCGGUGUUUCAUUGUUUACAUUCCCGAAAGAUGACAGUGAAGCUUUACUAUGGAACAGAGCGGUCAAGCGAACACGGUUCCCUACCACAUGUCAACCGGCAUGUUUCGGUAAUCAAUCUAUCAAUCAAUGUUUACUUAUAUAGCCCUAAAUCACUAGUGUCUCAAAGGGCUGCACAAACCACUACGACAUCCUCGGUAGGCCCACAUAAGGGCAAGGAAAACUCACACCCAGUGGGACGUCGGUGACAAUGAUGACUAUGAGAACCUUGGAGAGGAGGAAAGCAAUGGAUGUCGAGCGGGUCUAACAUGAUACUGUGAAAGUUCAAUCCAUAAUGGAUCCAACACAGUCGCGAGAGUCCAGUCCAAAGCGGAUCCAACACAGCAGCAAGAGUCCCGUAAUAAGUCGGCUCUUACCGUAGACAUGAGCGGAGAGCUUGCGUCGUUCCUCCUGCAGCUGCGGACUCUCUUGCCUCCUCCCACCAGUUGCCCCUGACCGUCUGAUACUUCCACCUUGGAGAAAGAAGGAAAAAAAAAAAAUAUCAGCCUGGCCUGACAGGCUGCAUUUGCCUCGUCGGGAAACGUGGCUGCCCUCGGAAGACACUGGCGGUCACCACACCCGUGGCCACACCCCACCGACUUUCAGGUUGUACAGGUGCGACCAUAUAAUCUCACUAAAACACUAGUAACACAAUAAGGGAUUUUCCAAAAUGAUCCUAGUACAUGCGUCUAAUAACAUCUGAAUCGCUCCCACUGCCCUCGUCUUUUUUCUUUUUCUAGUCCUUCACUCUCACUUUCCUCAUCCACAAAUCUUUCAUCCUCGCUCAAACUAAUGGGGAAAUUGUCGCUUUUCUCGAUCCGAAUCGCUCUCGCUGCUGGUGGCCAUGAUUGUAAACAAUGUUCAGAUGUGAGGAGCUCCACAACCCGUGACGUCACGCGCACAUCGUUCGCUACUUCCGGUACAGGCAAGGCUUUUUUAUUAGCCACCAAAAGUCGCAAACUUUAUCCUUUCAACAAAAAUAUGGCAAUAUAGCGAAAUGAUCAAGUCUGACACAUAGAAUGGACCUGCUAUCCCCGUUUAAAUAAGAAAAUAUCACUUCAGUAGGCCUUUAAGAGGACGACAGCUUACAAUGGUUUCCAAUGAGAAAAAAACCAUUCGAACAAAGCAAUGAAAUAAAUAACACAUCUGGGGGGCUGGAAUGGGUUGAUGUAACUUAUAAGGCAACGUUUAGAAAAAUCUUCCAGUAGAAGUUUCAUGUACAUGUGGGAUCAAUCUAAAGUCAGGAGGUGAUGCUGACAACACAUGGGUAUACUUAGCGCACAUUCAGCCUCGUCAACAACUUGACCUUCAACAUUAAAUGACGAAAAUGCAUGAAUGUAUUGUACAAAUAUUUUAACAGCAAACUAUCAACUGUUUUCUAUUUGUUUUAAUACAAACAGAGGGUAGAAUGAUUGUUUUUUUUACACUGGAUGCAUCUUGUUGGCUACAAAGUCAGUGAUGGAUUAUGGUUUUAAGAGGAUUCCCUUGUUUAUUUCAACACAUAUAAUUGGUUGAUGCAGUUUUAGAAAAUGUUCAAUUGUGUUGUACACAAUAUUUUACAGUAAUGUUAUACAUUAUGCUUAUCUGUAACAAUACAGUAUAUGUUUUAGAACCUACUAAUGUAUGGGAGGAAUAAUAAACAUUGAAACAUA